UCAUCCUCGUUUUAUCGCAAUGCAUGCAAUCAUCGUAUAAUUCGUAAAGGAUGCAAUAAGUUACAUACAGCAAUGUCGGGAAUUAAAUGGCGUGCGGAGCCUAAUGAAGAUCGGAAGGGCACACCUAAGAUAAUUCAGCUGAUUCGGCAGGCCCAGGGAUUGGCCCCGAACCCCGAGGAGGAGUCUGCCCUCAAAAAGCUCACCCCGCACGUGCCCGGUAUUGUCACGUUUGCUGAUCACACACGUGCGCUGCCACUGACAACAUCCUAUACGACAGUUCUCGUGUUUGCCGAUAUUUCAGGUUUUACUGCAUUAUGCGAAAAGUACAGUGCUAUGAAAAAUGCGGGGAUCGACCAGCUGACAAAGACCCUGAAUAAUUACCUAGGGGAGAUUGUGGAUAACAUCAUCUCAUCAGAGGGCGACGUUCUCAAAUUUGCAGGGGAUGCUAUAUUGGCCGUGUGGCGAGUGAAUAACGAGUCAGAGCUCAACAGCACAGUGGACCAAGUGAUUAAGUGCUGCCUGAACAUCCAGGAUGUGUGCGGCUCCUGGGAGACGGAUAUCGGCGUGAGGCUGACCGUCAAAAUGGGCGUGUCUGCUGGAGAAAUGUCUGUGACGUUUUUGGGAAAUAACGAAUUCCGAGCAUACGUGGAACUAGGCCCAGCAAUCCGUGACGUCAACGAAGCGGAGAAUCUCUGUGGGGCGGGGCACAUCGUCCUAUCCCCUUAUGCCUGGAAGCUGUGUACCCAGAGUCUAUACAACCAUGAACUGCUUCCUGACCAGCGGCAUGCACGUAUUCUGUCAUAUUGGAGGGCAAAUCCUUCCGGAUCCGAAGCACGAAAAGACGGUCCUUUAUGGUUUAUGCGAAAGAGGCGGAUGGGCGGAGAUUGGGGAGUUUCCGUGACUAGUAUCACAGCAGCAGCCGCCUUCUCAGAGGGCGCUUCUAAGUCACUCUUCACUAGACCGAUUCCUAUCAUCAAUGAUGCAAACACUUCCAAAAGCUGUGGUGAUGAAACCAGCAAGGAAGAUUGUAGCCUUCCCUCAUCAAAUCGGAGGAACUCGGAGCCAAAUAAUUCGACAACUAGCGAGAAUGGGGAAGAAAAAAAUACUCGACCGGGAAGGCCAAAGCCUGGUCUUAACAGAUUGCGCACUGUGGUGAAAAAAGUGAAAGAUAUGAGAUUGGAUGAAAGUUUACGAUUAUAUAUACUUCACCCAGUGUUAAAAAAGCUUGAUGACAAUCAACCUUUAGAAUACCUGUCUGAAAUGAGGAAUGUCACUGUCGUAUUUAUGAAUCUUGUUCUAGAUGAAAACUUCAACAUCAAUAAGUUAUUACAGGGAGUGUUCGAAGUGGUAUAUUCGCAGUCCAAAAUGAUGCACGGGUGUUUAAAUAAAGUAUUCUUCUUUGACAAAGGUUGUACAUUCCUUGUGAUAUUUGGGCUUCCUGGAUACAAGCACGAGAAUGAUUGUUCGCAUGCGCUGAUAUGCUCCCACAAUAUGAAAAGCAUUUUGGAUCAGCUCGCUGGAGUCAAAUCUGUCUCCAUCGGUGUGACGACAGGAGGAACAUUUUGUGGGGUAGUGGGACACAAAAACCGACACGAGUAUUCAGUGAUUAGUAGAAAAGUAAACAUGGCUGCGCGGCUGAUGAUGCACUAUCCCAACAAAGUGACUUGUGGAGAACGGACCUUCCAACUCUCUCGUCUCCCGUCCAGUAACUUUCAGGUGCUGGGGACGAAGAGGAUGAAGGGCCUUCAGAAUGUGGGGGUCAUCAGGGAAUAUGUAGAGUCAUCGGGCACCACCACACAGGCCAUGGCUAAAAUACCGUACUUCCUGUUCCCACUUCUGGGUAGAGAAGACGAAAUGGAGCUGAUUGAGUUGGAACUACAGAGGCUGGCCAGUGGGAGGGAGGAGGAGGGCCUCGACCAUUACGUCAUCAGCGGGGCCUCGGGGAUCGGCAAGACACGCCUGAUGGACCACUUUACUCGCAUAGCGGAACAGAAGAACAUCAAUGUCAUUUCCUGUGCACUGCGUCUCCAGCAUUUACAUAUCGCCAAUUGUCUUAGUAACUACAUCACCCAUGUGAUGCUUUCUUCAUCCGGGUUCUCGGAUCGAAUAGAAAAGGAACCAGAUCUUCUUAGUGCCUUGUCAUCUUGCGGACUAGAUUCAAAACUUUAUCUUUUGAACGAUAUUUUAGGUUCAAAAAAGUACCUAAGGUGUUUAGACGAAGAUGGUUCAGAAGAUGAUCUCAGACGAAUCCUCACCAUCAUCAUUGAAAAGUGUACAGAGAAACAACCGGUGUUGGUGAUGGUGGAUGACGCCCAGAAUAUGGACCAUUUGUCCUGGAAGUUUCUCUGCGAACUCCGUAAGAUGAAGGGUGUCCUUAUCGUCCUCUCCUCUCGUCCAGCAGCCAUUGAGAAACCGUCCUGUGAGCAUGCCGAAGAGUUUAUGAAUUGUUCAUCUGUCCGAGUAAAAGACCUUGCUGUACUCGAUACCCAGCAUAUUCCGGCUCUGGCAUGUCAGAUUAUGGAUGUGGUCAGAAUUCCAUGCGAGUUAGAGGUAAUGUUAAGAGAGAGAUCUCAAGGCGUACCAUAUUGGUGUGAACAGCUUCUGAUAGAUAUGAAGGAGAAAAACCAAUUGAUCAUCACAUAUGAUGAUGGAACUGCCGCCAUGAAAGAGGGCGUCAUAACUCCCAAUGUGAAGCAGUUGAAAAAAGUAUUCUCUGAAAACAGCUUCGAUAGUGUUUUAGAUGAAAACGACAAUGAUCAAAUAGAAUAUAACAGAGCAAGCUCAGUGUUCCAAGUAAACGAUGACGAGGUUAUGAAACAAAAUGAAACGACGCAUAACAUGAUGAGGAGCGGUUGUAAACCUCAAAGGGACAAAGAACCUAAAGUGAAAAUAGCCUUGUUUUCACCUCUUGUCAAUCCGAAGGAAGUUGCAGUCCCACACAUUAUGAAAGAGCUAAUCAUCACCCGUCUCGAUUCCAUGAGGGCGUCAGAGCAACUGAUCGUGAAAUGUGCUGCCGUUUUAGGACAGACUUUCCCAAGGGAUAUGAUCGAAUACAUUUUACCGAAAGUGCAGCGUGUGAAAGCUAGAAAGUCGUUCAAGCGCCUUAAGGAGAUGGGUAUCUUCGAAUGCGCAAAUAUACCUACGGGUCGAACGGCGCUUUUGUUCCAAACCAAUGGUCUGCACCCAGAGGCGUGUUUCUGUCCGAAAAUGGAGGAAGACUGUAAUAAAGAUCUUUGCAAUGUUAUGCGAUUCAAGAACAACUUGUUGCAACAGAUCGCCUAUAACAUUUUAAUGGAAAGUCAAAGGUUAGAUCUACAUAACAAAACUGUGGAAUACCUCGAAAAUCAGGCCAAUGAGAUUCGAAAGAGAAUUCCAUAUUAUCUUCUAUACCGAAAACCGAACGAAGGUCUGGAGAAAAAACAAGUUCAGAGGGCCUCCGUGAUUUCCAGAAGGUCCAAUAAAGUGUCUGACGUUAACAUUGUGGACGAUGAAUUUGAAAACUUGUCUAAGCUGAGCAGAAGAGGGGCUGUACAUAUUUCAAGAACCGACUUAGAACCAUUGAUAAAUGCUGUUUGCCAGUUAGACGGCGGUCAUCAGCAGGUUGCUGAAUUUUUGAAGAGAUUGAUCCCUAUAUAUACGGAUAUGGAACGGCACAUGCGCCUUGCAAAAGACUCAAAAUACGUAGUGGACGUGCUACUCGAACACGCAGUGGCAGCCAUACUACUGAAGGACACACUAAAAUGUAAAGAGAUACUACAAACGGUGGAGGAGUUAUUGCAAAGCAUUGAUGACAAAGACUUUACGUUCGAUGUUUUCCGAUUGUCGAAAAUUUCCAGAAUUCGCGGGAAGGUUGCCUAUUACUCUGGCGACUUGGAGACGGCCCAGAGAUGGUUUCGUCGCGCGGGAGAACUACUGGGAAUCCACCAACCAUCCACAAACCUCAUGAUCUGGUUGUCCACUAUAAGAUGUAUGGUCCACUUAAAGACGCUUAGAAAAUUUACAGUAGAAAGAAGGCAUGCCACUGACAAAACGUUGGAACAAGGAUACUGCUUGUCAGAUCUGCUCUGGUUCUAUAGAGAAAGUGGAAAGGAAAACCUAGUACAUCUUAGUAUCCUUCAACAGAUGAUAAAAGUUACAGGACGAACCUGCUAUUUGCACCAGGUUGUGGAAUCAUAUGCAGCUGCAAUCAAAGUAUGUAAGAUAGAAAGCACAAAAAGAAAAUUGGAAACUCAACUUUUUGAGAGCUGUGUGUCCAGACAUGACGAGCUCUCACACAAUGAUCUGGUUAUGUUAGCCAACAUGUAUACAGAUAUGGCCAUUAACUACCUUAACGCAGGAGACCUCUGUGAAGCUCUUUCUUCAAGUACGGGGGCAUAUGAGAUCUUUGACAAGCUAAACCACCAGGACUCUGGGUUAGCGGUAUCUCCUGUACUGGCUUCCUGUCUGUUUCUAACCCGAAGAAACGAUCAAUUUUGUGAGUUUCUACAGAGACUACAGUCUCCUGUCUGCCGUUCUGAUGGUAGGAUUCAGCGUGUCUGGUACUACACGUUCUGUGUGGAGGGAAUACUAAAUGGAGAUUAUCCGCUGCAGUCUUUCCAGUGCUGUCUCGACUUCGCUACUCAUUACCUGCGGUCCUGUGACGCCGUCAGUAAUGAAAAUGUCGCUCGGCUCUACCUCGCAAUGAAUAUCGCCGUGUGGUUUUGUCGGAAAGGUCAGUGGGAUUCUGCACAGAUCUGGUUGGAUUACUCGGAGGUUCUCAACACAAACAUCGUGUCGUUCCUAUCUCUUUACGCGUUGUCUCGGAAACUGGAAGCCAUGUUGCUCUACCUUAACACAAGUAAACUUACCAAGUCCCAAAAAGCUCUAAACGCAUUAAACGGAAAAAUUGAAAUGGAUUUAAAGAAACUUGACAAAGGUUGCCGGAAAAUUCCAUCGAUGUUGCCCCGAUUUCAUCACCUGAAGGCGUACCUGAGUAUUCUAAAGCAGUCUUACUUUAAGACAAAGUGGCACCUCAUGACUGCAGUGAAGAUUGCAACGAAGCACGGCAACAUACUGGAAUUAACAUGGGUCAAGAGACAUCGAUGGAUGUGGUUCAAAAGGAUGGACACACCUGACCAGUGGCCUGAUUCUACCUCCCAAGGAAACUCGAAAUCAUGCAUUAAGGAGUCUCCCAUUUACAAUUGGCCAAUUAUACCUCAAACAAACAACAAAGAACAGCCAUCCCUGCAAUAUUCUAAAACGACAUUUAGUCAGAAAUGAUUGUUUUGGACGUUGAAACAAAUACUAUGUACAAAAACCGUUUAGUCCUAUUCCACAAGUAAAUCAGAAAUUGAUUUUUAUCUUUAGUAAACCAUUUACAAAGAAUACACACAUGCAUCUGCUCCAACAUGUGAAUACAUGUACAAAUGGAUGUAUUCAAAAAGAUAAAACCAAAUAUUAAAAUACAAUUCUAGAUACAAUGAUUUAAUUUACAUACAUUGUACCAUACAUGACGAAAUAAAUAUUUUAAAUAAAAUUAUGUUACUCGAUC
Molecule: messenger RNA, 5530 nt
Organism: Ostrea edulis (European flat oyster)
Lineage: Eukaryota; Metazoa; Mollusca; Bivalvia; Ostreida; Ostreidae
Product: adenylate cyclase type 10-like
Exons: 32
Coding region: 73-5259 (1728 amino acids)
Biological process (GO): cyclic nucleotide biosynthetic process; intracellular signal transduction
Cellular component (GO): cytoplasm
Molecular function (GO): adenylate cyclase activity
Source: RefSeq, a predicted model, not a curated record